Molecule: messenger RNA, 1907 nt
Organism: Anguilla anguilla (European eel)
Lineage: Eukaryota; Metazoa; Chordata; Actinopteri; Anguilliformes; Anguillidae
Exons: 2
Coding region: 162-923 (253 amino acids)
Source: RefSeq, a predicted model, not a curated record
AAAAGAGGUGCCAGAGAUUUGGGAGGAGAGAAACCCAAGAAAGGCCACCUGCAAUAGCUCUGAAUGGAGCAAGCCACUGGAUCAGGGUGCUGGAGGAGGAGACGACAGGCCGGAUCCUGGCUGUGGGGGACCUGAAGGCUCUCCUGGGAAAGGUUGUGGGGAUGGAAACAAUGCUGGACAUAUUUGAGCAGGCUGGCUUUGACAGAAACCAUGCGCAGUCUCCAGCAGUGGACGGUGGGCUGUUUGAUAACGUGCGUGGGGUUGUUUGGACUGCUCUGCGAGCCCUGUAUCUCGCACGACUGGACAUGGCGGCCUUAACGGGACCGCCGUUAAAAGACAAUGAACCACCGGCGACAUACAUCCACAUGCAGUUGCGCAGGUGGAGAUUGUUAACUAAAAGGGACGUACGGGCAGAUCCCAUAAUGACCACCCUCUUCCGCAAAGCCAUCCAGGAGGGGAUGUCACCGGAAGUGGGGCGCCGCCUCGAUGAGGUAGUGGGACUGAACACCAUGACACACAGAGAGUUUGUGGAUCACGUGGUGCACGCUGUGGACAGGCAGCGGAAAGAAGGGAAAAAGCUGGAAGAUCAAACAAAAGACAUUCAAAGGAAGCUACUGCAGUUGCAGCUGGAGGAGCUGAGAGCCAAAGAAAAAAAGGCGAGAGAAAUAACGGAGCUGAGAGCCAAAGAAAAAGAGGCGGAAAAAGUGACAUCUGUGAAAAUACAGUAUAUGGACAAUGAAUUCUUUAACUUCGAAGCCACCCCCCCGCCUGAACCAUGGAGCAGCCGGAUGGUGCCCCGGCCGACGGUGGUCUACGACUUCUCCGGCAUCCCUCACCCAGUGGCCAUGCAAGGUAAUAUGAAAGGGGGGGGCACCCAAUGGGUAUCAAAGGGGGGGAGGGCCAGGGAAUGGUGGUCAAAAUAAUCAGUGGAAAGGGCAGCUGAAUCAGAAGAACAACAUGCAAAAUAGAAAUUGGAACCAACAGAAUUUUUAUGUUUCAGGGGGAACGUGCGGCCCCACACAUAACGUUAAAAGUCAAUCCAGGGUACCAAGCUCAGGACCUAGGACCUAUGGUUAAGAGAGCAGAAGAGCUCCAGUUCAGGCCAACAGAAAAUUCUUUAAUUUGGUGCACAGCAAAUCAAACAAUGAUCAAAAUUAUGGUAAAUGCGCAGAUGUGGGGAAAGCCCCAAAUGGUGAGGGUACCGUGGGAAGAGGGUACAAAACGAGAAAUCUCAAAAGUGUGGUGUUGCAAUAUGUUGAUGACUUAUUACUAUGUGCAGAUACAAAAGGACAGUACAUAAGGGGGGCAAAAGGGGGGACACAAGGUGUCCAGGAAGAAGCUGCAGCUCUGCUCUCAGAAGACGGGGAGAGCGGAGGGACUGCGGGCGCUGACACCAGCCCAGGGAGCAACAGCACCAACAGUGCCCCUGCAGGUCCAGUGCGAGAAUCACAGGCCGGCUUUCCAGUGGAGUGACGCGCAGACCGCGUACUCUGGAUUGGAAGAUAUACCAGGAGCCCACCAACUACGAGGACUGCAGCAACACAUCGUGCUACGAAUCAACGUGUUAAGAAAUUGUGUAUAAUAACUUUGUUGGGUCAUUUAGAAUAAUAUAUACAGCUUUGAUAUGUAUAAUCAAUUUUUUGCGACUAGAGAGAGUGUUGGAGGAACCAUGGGAACAACGUUACAUUAAGGAAUCUGAUACAUUUGGAUGCUGCUAUGGCAGCAGGGGAUGCGCAGGCACCCAACAUAAUAUACAUGGGGUGGUGCACACCCGACACUGACUGACGCUGAGAAUAAGAAUACAGCGAGGGGUGUUUUUCGGGGCCAUGAGGUUUGACCCCGAAAGGGGGGAAUGUAGGAGAAUUUUGAGACUCCCCAUGAGUGUGAUGACGUCACAUGUUAAAGUU